AUGAGGAGCAGCGGGGGCCGGCAGGAACAUGGACGCGAGAUUGGGGGGCAGCGGGGCCGCCUGUGCAGGGACGCAGCUGCCACCAAGCACACGGGUGGACCCGCCUCAGCCUUGGCACCUGGGCCCCCAGCGGAGCGGCCGCCACUGGCCACGGACGAGAAGAUCCUCAAUGGGCUCUUCUGGUAUUUCUCGGCCUGCGAGAAGUGUGUGCUGGCCCAGGUGUGCAAGGCCUGGCGGCGCGUGCUUUACCAGCCCAAGUUCUGGGCAGGCCUCACGCCGGUGCUGCACGCCAAGGAGCUCUACAAUGUGCUGCCUGGUGGCGAGAAGGAGUUCGUGAACCUGCAGGGCUUUGCUGCAAGAGGCUUCGAGGGCUUCUGCCUGGUUGGCGUCUCUGACCUGGACAUCUGUGAGUUCAUUGACAACUAUGCGCUCUCCAAGAAGGGUGUCAAAGCCAUGAGCCUCAAGCGCUCCACCAUCACGGACGCAGGCCUCGAGGUUAUGCUUGAACAGAUGCAGGGCGUGGUGCGUCUGGAGCUGUCGGGCUGCAACGACUUCACCGAGGCCGGGCUGUGGUCCAGCCUGAGCGCGCGCAUCACCUCGCUGAGCGUGAGUGACUGCAUCAACGUGGCCGACGACGCCAUCGCGGCCAUCUCGCAGCUGCUGCCCAACCUGGCGGAGCUGAGCCUGCAGGCCUACCAUGUGACGGACACGGCGCUGGCCUACUUCACGGCGCGCCAGGGCCACAGCACGCACACGCUGCGCCUACUCUCCUGCUGGGAGAUCACCAACCACGGCGUGGUCAACGUGGUGCACAGCCUGCCCAACCUCACCGCGCUCAGCCUCUCGGGCUGCUCCAAGGUCACCGACGACGGCGUGGAGCUCGUGGCCGAGAACCUGCGCAAGCUGCGCAGCCUUGACCUCUCAUGGUGCCCACGCAUCACCGACAUGGCGCUGGAGUACGUGGCUUGCGACCUGCACCGCCUGGAGGAGCUCGUGCUCGACAGCCAGCUCUGCCCAAACGUUGGCUUCACCAACUUCAACGAGCGUGCCAGGAAGAUGUCGAGCCCGGGCAUCGACGGCGACCCCAAGCCUCCAUGCUUGCCUCGAAAUGGUCUGGUGAAGCUGCCAGGCCAGCCCAACGGCCUGGGACACAGGGGCCCGGAAGAGCCCUACGGGCUUCCUGCAUCUUCCACCGCACCAUGCCUGGAGCCCUCCGAGGGGUGUCAGGGGAAACAGGCCACCGCCAAAGCCAUGGCCCGCCGCCGAGAGCCCAAGCCCCACCCGCACCUCCUCACCCAUCCAGCCUGA
This is a messenger RNA of Mandrillus leucophaeus (drill), 1308 nucleotides long. It is a transcript of the gene FBXL16, whose product is annotated as F-box and leucine-rich repeat protein 16. The coding region runs from base 1 to 1308 and encodes 435 amino acids. NCBI's taxonomy places the organism in Eukaryota, Metazoa, Chordata, Mammalia, Primates, Cercopithecidae. The record is from RefSeq and is a predicted model, not a curated record. Gene Ontology annotation, biological process: SCF-dependent proteasomal ubiquitin-dependent protein catabolic process. Gene Ontology annotation, cellular component: SCF ubiquitin ligase complex. Gene Ontology annotation, molecular function: protein binding. The transcript is spliced from 6 exons.